Pyricularia pennisetigena is the source of this 171-nucleotide messenger RNA. RefSeq lists its product as uncharacterized. The transcript has 2 exons. NCBI's taxonomy places the organism in Eukaryota, Fungi, Ascomycota, Sordariomycetes, Magnaporthales, Pyriculariaceae. The coding region runs from base 1 to 171 and encodes 56 amino acids. The record is from RefSeq and is a predicted model, not a curated record.
AUGCGUUCACAACUUGUCCAAUGUUCCAAUGUAAUAUACCGUGACGCGUUCCAGGGCAGUGUUGGGGCAAUUUCAGCAAGGGUUAUCGUAGACCACUUUUUACCAAUAAUUUACAAUAAUAGCACCUUGGUUAAAACUGCCGAAGUUUGCUUUGGAAUGCGGAAGGUUUGA